GGCACAGCCAUGCCCGUCUCCCUGCUGUGGGCCGUGGACGUGUACGGGCGGGUCUACAGCCUGUCCACGGCGGGGCAGCAGUGGGAGCAGUGCCGCGAUGCCCACAUGGAGUUCAAACGGGUGGCGGCAGCUCAGCAGUGCUGCUGGGGCAUCGCCUGRGACAGCAACAUUUACCUGAACGUCCACGCCUCAGACCUGCCCGUUCGCUACCAGGAGGAGGCCUACGAGAAUCAACGAUGGAAUCCAGUCGAUGGUUUCUCCGACCGUUUGCUGCCAAGCGACCGCUGGCAAUGGAGUGAUGUCACGGGUCUGCAGCACCUACUUCUGGACAGCGUCCGGCUCCCCUCCAGCAGCUGGGAGUGGGAAGGCGACUGGUUUGUGGAUGAAAACUUCGAGGGAGAACCCACAGAGAAAGGAGGGUGGACCUAUGCCAUGGAUUUUCCCGCCACCUACACCAAAGACAAGAAGUGGAACUCCUGUGUCCGUCGCAGGCGAUGGCUUCGCUACAGGAGGUACAACGCCAUGGAUACCUGGGCGAAGAUCCCCUCGAGGCCGAUGACUCUCCCAGAUCCCUUCAGCGACAUCAGCUGUGGAGGUUGGGAGAUCAGUGAGGAGCCCAGGGGUCGUCUGUCCUUAUGGGCCGUGUCCCUGCAGGGAAAGGUGUUGUUCAGAGAGGGGGUCUGUCACCACAAUCCCGAGGGCUCAUCGUGGGAGGAGGUAGCCCUCCCUGGAGAAGUGGUCCAGAUCAGCUGCGGCCCGGGGGACCUGGUCUGGGCCGUGCUGUGGGAGGGGCAGUUCAUUGUGAGGGAGGGCGUCAGUCGAGACUGCCCCCAAGGAACCUCCUGGGCCGUGGUGGAGUCUCCCAGCCCUGAGGUGGGGGCUACGCAUGUAGCUGUGGGGAUCAACGUUGCCUGGGCUGUGACCAAAGACAAAAAAGUGUGGUUCAGGCGGGGCGUGAACUCUCACAACCCCUGUGGUUCUGGUUGGAUCAGCAUGGUUGGGGAAAUGAUCACGGUCAACGUUGGACUAAAUGACCAGGUGUGGGCUAUUAGUUGUGAGGAUCGGGCCGUAUACUUCAGACAAGGUGUGACUACCAGUGAGCUGAGCGGUAAAACCUGGAAAGCCAUCAGCGUUCCUCGAGAUGGAGACCGUUCCCACUCCAGCGCCAGUGCCAACAGUGUGCAGAGUGCUGGUUGUUUUUUUUCUGGUGAGGUGCGGGAUCAGCCAGGAGUCAGUGAUGUAGAAUCAGAUGUAGAGAAAGGAUCAGCUGAUGGAGGCUUUGGGCUCAUGACUUCGCCAGAAUCCUUUGUAGAAACUAAACCCUCAUCUGACCCACCUGUUGAGACUCCCAAACCGCGCAUCCCCAAGGUCACAAGUGACAGCUURAUCUCUGAACUCGUCUCCGAUCGGGAGCCGGGGAAGACCCCGAAGGGCGUGGAAUCAACCAGUCCUGCUGUCUUGGAGGAGGAGGAGGAAGCCGUCCCUGGGGAAGGAGAUGUCAAAGUCCUCUCUGCUGGUGGAGCUUGUUCUCCGAGCCAGAAUGGUGGCGCUCCUGAUCUCCAGUGGAGUAACGUAGAUCUGGAGGAGGCGCAGGCUCAUCAGACCGCGGCUGACUCCUGCAGUCUGUCAUCUGUAGCCACCUACACCCUCGCAGCAGAAGACCCGUAUGGGGCGGAUGAGCAUCCUCUGUGGGCAUGGGUCAGCGGUGGAGGUUGUUCUGUGGAUAGUCACACUCAACUCAACUGGUUUAUCUGCCCUUUAAACACAUCAUCUCUGCUCCAGUCAGUCCAGUCCUUGAGUCUCUCUGUGACGCCGACCCAGACAGCAGCCUGGAGGAAACAAAUCUUUGAGCAACUCAGUGAAAGAUCCAAGAGAGAGUUGGAUAACUUCAGACACUACGAGCAAGCCAUCGAACAGUCGGUGUGGAAGAAGAAAGGAGCCAUGCAGUGGUGGAGAGACUGGAAGCCCCACAAGUGGACUGACGUUCAUUUCGCCUUGGAGCAGUUUUCAGGACCAGAGGGCUACAAAGACGGCAUUUUAUUCAUCUACUACAAUUAUUACGAGGAGAAGAAGUAUCUGCACGCCUUCAUCAAUGAAGUGACCAUCCUGGUCCCAGUGUUAAAUGACUCCAAACACACGUUUGCCAUCUACACUCCCGAGCGCACCAAGCAGAGGUGGCCAAUCAGACUGGCAGCUGCCACAGAGCUGGAAAUGUAUGACUGGCUAGCUUUGCUGAGUGUGUCAUGCUGCGACUCCAGGGGAAUCCACGGCCCUCCAAUCAAACAGGCCAUCUGGUCCAUCACCUGUAAAGGGGACAUCUUUGUCAGCGAGCCCACUCCCGAUCUGGAGGCCACUCCUUACCCCACCCCCUGCGAUCAGAUGUUCUGGCGACAGGUCGGAGGACACCUGCGGCUGGUGGAGUGCAACAGCUUAGGGAUAGUGUGGGGGAUUGGUUACGACCACAUUGCCUGGAUUUACACCGGAGGUUAUGGAGGGGGAUUUUUCCAGGGACUCAGCAGCAGCACGGAUAAUAUUUACACGCAGACUGAUGUCAAGAAUGUUUACAUCUAUGAGAACCAGAGGUGGAACCCUGUUACUGGUUACACCAGCAGAGGACUUCCAACAGAUCGCUACAUGUGGAGUGAUGCCUCUGGAUUACAUGAGUGCACAAAAAUAAGCACAAAACCUCCAUCACCUCAUUGGACUUGGGUGUCUGAUUGGGCCGUGGACUUCAGCGUCUCUGGGGGAACAGAUAGAGAAGGCUGGCAGUAUGCUGCUGACUUUCCAGCGUCGUAUCACAGCUAUAAAACAAUAAAGGAUUUUGUUAGACGUCGGCGAUGGGCCAGAAAGUGUAAAUUAACCACAACAGGACCAUGGCAAGAAAUUCCACCCAUCCCACUGAACGAUGUGACGAUCCUGCCGUGUUCAGCUCAGAGCAGCGUGGAGAUGGUUCCUGUGUGGGCAAUCAGCAACAAAGGAGACGUUCUCUGCCGACUGGGAGUCACCACACUGACACCAGCUGGAUCCUCGUGGCUCCAUGUGGGUACGGACCAGCCUUUCAAGUCCAUCUCCAUUGGAGCCGCAGGCCAGGURUGGGCUAUUGCCAGAGACGGUUCUGCUUUCUACAGGGGAUCCGUCUCUCCACAGAACCCGGCAGGAGACUGCUGGUACCACAUCCCCUCUCCUGCUAAGCAGAGGUUAAAGCAGGUUUCUGUCGGACGGACAUCUAUUUAUUCUGUAGACGAAAACGGUAACCUGUGGUACCGACAGGGUGUGGGCCCCAGCUACCCUCAGGGCUCUUCUUGGGAACACAUCUCUAAUAAUGUGCGCAAAGUCUCUGUGGGGCCCCUGGAUCAGGUUUGGAUCAUCGCAGAUAAAGUUCAGGGCAGUCACAGUCUGAGCUGUGGGACAGUGUGUCAUCGACUCGGGGUCCAUCCCAUGGAACCCAAAGGACAGUCAUGGGACUAUGGCAUCGGGGGUGGGUGGGAUCACAUCUCAGUGAGAGGAAACUCCAUGGAGCCACCCCGUGUCAGUCUUCUCUAACAGCCUGGACUACCACAGACGCUCGCAGCCCCCUGCCAGUCAGGAGCUCAUAYGUCGACAGCGCUGUGAACUGUUAUCGCGUAGCGAGCAGGGUUUACUUUAAACACUGGCUGACACAGUCGAACAGAACGUUGUGAUUAUUGAACAAACAGAACCACGAGUUUAAAUCAGGGUUUUCAUCUCUAAGCGGGCAUUACAGGAUAAUGUUUUUUUUUUUUCUGACACUAAACUGUCGUUUUGGUUAUUUUUCAUUUCUAGUGUAUUUCAGGUUAAUGUGAUUAAUGAAAAGCUGAGUUUGUAAAAGAUUUUAUGCAUUUUUGAAAAGGAACAGAUAUAUUUACUUAAAUUAUGGUUGUGAACAAGCUUCAGAACCUGUAUUACAAACACACAAAGGUUUGUAUUUUUAUUUUUUUAUAGGAACAUGUAUGGACUUCCAUUCAUAUCUGCAGCAUUACCCUAAAAKCAGCCACAACUCAUACCUUAGUCCUAAACCUAACCACUGACAGAAAAAUGACAUUCCACUGUAUUAGGACCAGGCUGUGGUCCCCAAAAAGGCUACUGGUCCUGACACGGUACGUGUGUAUACAAAAAAGGUCCUCCAAAGGUAACUAGAAUUAGGUACGCACACCCUUCAUGUUAUACUAAAAGCAACAAAUUUGGCUGCUCUUUGUUAUACUGGUUUGCCUUUCCAUGACUUUAUGACAAAUAGAGAAAAAUCCUGGCCACAACAUUUUUGUUUUCACAUUUGGCUGAAAUGAACUUAAGCUAGCUCAACCAGAAAAAGCGUAUUUACCUUCACAACUUGAACUUUGCAGCUUUGCAGCACAAUAUUAUAGAGGUUGGUGAGUUAWUUUAAUAUGUUGUGGCAGAAAAGUCUCCCUGAUAAAUAGUUCACUGAGAAGGCAGUCCAGACUAAAUGCAGCCACAGUUUAAAGCAACAUAUGUUUCCAUUUAUUAACUACACAAAACCAGAUAAUGGAAGUUCAGCUUUAGAAAAAAGCUUUUAUUUUUUUAAACGAAGAAGAUACCUGUUAUGGAACAUGUACAAUUAUCAGCGUUAUAAAUGAGGGGAAAAAUAAUUACUUGUAAGAUAAUUGUGGUUAAAAUGUUUAAAAGUUUGUUUUGCCUUUCAGCUGCUGAGAUCUUAUCAGACAUGAGAGGUUAUUCUGUGGUUUUGCACUUGUUUWUACCAGAGUGAAUGUUUUCCUCUCAACUACUGAUUAUUUGAARAAGUUCAGAUGUGAGUUUGUUUUAUUGAAUAUAUUACUGUCGCUCCCUGCUGAAACAUUUUUAAAUGUUGAACAUGUACAAAUAUGUAUUUUCUGUGAGAAAACUGACAUAUUACCUUUACUGUUUGAACAAAAUCUAUUUGUGCAUGGUUAAAAACAACAAAAACAGAUCAGUGUCAAUAAAUAAAUCUGUUUAUUGAUAAUA
Molecule: messenger RNA, 4977 nt
Organism: Austrofundulus limnaeus
Lineage: Eukaryota; Metazoa; Chordata; Actinopteri; Cyprinodontiformes; Rivulidae
Gene: tecpr1a
Product: tectonin beta-propeller repeat containing 1a
Exons: 23
Coding region: 10-3543 (1177 amino acids)
Biological process (GO): autophagosome maturation
Cellular component (GO): autophagosome membrane; lysosomal membrane
Molecular function (GO): phosphatidylinositol-3-phosphate binding
Source: RefSeq, a predicted model, not a curated record